GGGAGUGCUCUACAGGGGCUGCGGAGUGUGUUGGGCAUGCUCUAUAGGGACUGUCCUCGCAGGUGACAGCAGCAGUGAUGUCCCCACCGGUGGCCAGCAUGGAGGGGAUGGGACGGAUCCUGCCCCACGGCAGGGUGCUGCUGGUGCUGCUGGCACUGAGUGCGGCACGCGGCCAGGCAGCUGUACGCGUCAACCUGACUGAAGGCUGCGAGAUCAUCCACCCGCCGCGGGACGGGGGCAUCCGCUACCGGGGGCUGACCCCGGAGGAGGUCCAGAGCAUCCGCUUCCUCCCCUUCGACUAUGAGAUUGAGUACGUCUGCCGCCCUGACCGUGAGAUCGUGGGGCCCAAGGUGCGCAAGUGCCAGCGCAACGGCACCUGGACCGCCAUGGGACACCCCAGCCGUUGCUUGCGGACUUGCCCCAAAAUGCACCUGAGCCUGGAGAACGGGCAGGCGGUGGCGCGGGCGAUGGAGCGGGUGCCGGUGGAGGGGACGUGGACCGAGUACAGCUGCAACCCCGGGUUCCGCCUGCUGGGCAGUGCCCGCAGCAACUGCACCAAGCUGGGGCGGUGGAGCACCCCAAAACCCGUCUGCGAGCUUCGUCGCCCUCUCUCAGGCAAGAAGGCCGUGCACGUCGGGGCGCUCUUCCCCAUGAGCGGGGGGUGGCCGGGGGGGCAAGCGUGCCUGCCCGCUGUCCGCAUGGCACUGGAGGACGUCAACAGCCGGAGGGACAUCCUGCCUGACUACGAGCUGCGCCUCAUCCACCACGACAGCAAGUGUGACCCAGGCCAGGCCACCAAGUACCUCUAUGAGCUGCUCUACAAUGACCCCAUCAAGAUCAUCCUCAUGCCUGGCUGCAGCAGCGUCUCCACGCUUGUGGCUGAAGCUGCCCGCAUGUGGAACCUGAUUGUGCUCUCCUAUGGCUCAAGCUCUCCUGCCCUCUCCAACCGCCAGCGCUUCCCCACUUUCUUCCGCACCCACCCCUCAGCCACUCUGCAUAACCCCACGCGCGUCCAGCUCUUCAAGAAGUGGGGCUGGACCAAGAUCGCCACCAUCCAGCAGACCACGGAGGUCUUCACCUCGACCCUUGAUGACCUGGACCAGAGGGUGAAGGAAGCUGGCCUGGAGAUCACCUUCCGCCAGAGUUUCUUCUCCGACCCUGCUGCACCUGUGCGCAACCUCAAGCGCCAGGACGCCCGUAUCAUUGUGGGGCUCUUCUACGAGACGGAGGCGCGUAAGGUCUUCUGCGAGGUCUACAAGGAGAAGCUGUAUGGCAAGAAGUACGUCUGGUUCCUCAUUGGCUGGUAUGCCGACAACUGGUUCCGCAUCAAGGACCCGGCCAUCAACUGCACCGAGGCGGAGAUGGCAGAGGCUGUGGAGGGGCACGUCACCACCGAGAUUGUCAUGCUCAACCCUGAGAACACCCGCAGUAUCUCCAACAUGACAUCCCAAGAGUUCAUUGAGAAGCUGCAGAAGAGGCUGGGCAAGAACCCAGAGGAGACAGGCGGCUUCCAGGAGGCGCCGCUGGCCUACGAUGCCAUCUGGGCACUGGCCCUGGCCCUCAACAAGACCUCAGCAGAGCUGGUCAAGAAGGGGCUGCGCCUGGAGGACUUCAACUACAACAACAAGAACAUCACUGAUGAGAUCUACCGGGCCCUCAACUCCUCCGCUUUUGAGGGUGUCUCGGGCCACGUUGUCUUUGACGCCAGUGGGUCCCGCAUGGCCUGGACACUCAUCGAACAGCUUCAAGGAGGUGUCUACAAGAAGAUUGGCUACUACGACAGCACCAAAGACAACCUGUCCUGGUACAACAACGACAAGUGGAUCGGAGGUGCUCCACCGGCUGACUACACCAAGGUCAUCACCACCUUUCGGUUCCUGUCCCAGAAGCUCUUCAUCUCUGUCUCAGUGCUGGCUUCACUGGGCAUCCUCUUGGCCAUCAUCUGCUUGGCCUUCAACAUCUACAACGGGCAUGUCCGGUACAUCCAGAACUCCCAGCCCUACCUGAACAACAUGACGGCCGUGGGCUGCACGCUGGCACUCGCUGCCGUUUUCCCCCUGGGGCUAGAUGGAUACCACAUUGGGCCGGGGCUCUUCCCCUUCGUCUGCCAAGCCCGGCUGUGGCUGCUCGGGCUGGGGUUCAGCCUGGCUUACGGCAGCAUGUUCACCAAGAUCUGGUGGGUCCACACCGUCUUCACCAAGAAGGAGGAGAAGAAGGAGAAGCGGAAGCAGACCCUGGAGCCAUGGAAGCUGUAUGCUACCGUGGGGCUGCUCGUGGGGCUGGACGUGAUGACGCUGAUCAUCUGGCAGAUCGUGGACCCCCUGCACCGCACCAUUGAGGAGUUCACCAAGGAGGAGCCCAAGACGGACACGGACGUCUCUAUCCUGCCCCAGCUGGAGCACUGCAGCUCCACCAAGAUGAACACAUGGCUCGGGAUAUUUUAUGGCUUCAAGGGGCUGCUCCUGCUGCUGGGCAUCUUUCUGGCGUAUGAGACCAAGAGCGUGUCCACCGAGAAGAUCAAUGACCACCGUGCCGUGGGCAUGGCCAUCUACAAUGUGGCAGUCCUCUGCCUCAUCACCGCGCCCGUCACCAUGAUCCUCAGCAGCCAGCAGGAUGCGGCCUUCGCCUUUGCCUCAUUGGCCGUUGUCUUCUCCUCCUACAUCACCUUGGUCGUCCUCUUUGUGCCCAAGAUGCGGCGUCUCAUCACCCGGGGUGAGUGGCAGUCGGAGCAGCAGGACACAAUGAAGACAGGCUCAUCCACCAACAACAACGAGGAAGAGAAGUCCCGGCUGCUGGAGAAGGAGAACCGGGAGCUGGAGAAGAUCAUCGCCGAGAAGGAGGAGCGGGUGUCAGAGCUCCGCCAGCAGCUCCAGGACCGCCAGCAGCUCCGCUCCCGCCGCCACUCCUCCAACCCGUCCCGGGAGGCAGACAACCAUUUUGCCCCAGGGCUAGGGGCCGCCCCAGCCCCAGCACCCUUCUACCAGCCCAGCCUGCCCCUGGUGCGCUGCCUGGUCUCGGAGCAAGCCGACAAACUGGGCCGGGGCAACUGCGAUGGCAGCCGGGUCCACCUCCUCUACAAGUGACCCUCCGGGGGCCGAACCUAAGAGCUGGGAUGUGGGGCGAAGAAGAGUGGGGCCAACCAGGAUGGGGCUAAGCAGGGUGGGGCUGGGGAGGGCAGGCAGAGCCUCUUGGCCUUAUAAUUGUUAUUGUUUUUAAGGCGUUUUCCCUUUUGUCUUAACCCCGGGGCAGUUGCGGCCCCUGCUUGCCGCCUGCCUCCAUUUGUGGUUAGGAGGCAGAAUUAUGGGAAAGGGGGAGCACGGUUCAUUAAUUAGGGGAGGGGUGGGCGCAGAAUAGGUUACGCUGCCGCGCUUUCCCCCUCCGAGCAUCCCCUGCUCCCCUCCUGUUUCAGCGGCCCUCCUCCUCCUCCCCAGUCUCCCCUGCCAAUGUGUGACGCAGCCUCCCGGCGAGGCUGGCAGGGCAGCAGGCGUCCACCCGUCCGUGUCCAUCU
This is a messenger RNA of Oxyura jamaicensis (ruddy duck), 3508 nucleotides long. RefSeq names its product gamma-aminobutyric acid type B receptor subunit 1 (gene GABBR1). Gene Ontology annotation, molecular function: G protein-coupled GABA receptor activity. Bases 78 to 3083 code for a protein of 1001 amino acids. The record is from RefSeq and is a predicted model, not a curated record. Gene Ontology annotation, cellular component: G protein-coupled receptor heterodimeric complex; membrane. Lineage: Eukaryota; Metazoa; Chordata; Aves; Anseriformes; Anatidae. The transcript is spliced from 23 exons. Gene Ontology annotation, biological process: gamma-aminobutyric acid signaling pathway; G protein-coupled receptor signaling pathway.